AUCAGAACGAGUGAACACACACAGACAACAUGAGCACACAACUCCUCUGAUGAGACAUGAUGACAAUCACACUGGAAACAAGAGAGAGAGAGAGAGAGAGAGAGAGAGAGAGACAGAAACUUCCUCUUUCAGAUACUGGUAAAGUCAAGGCAGGGCUGAAGGACGACAGAAGCGUGUCUGUCUCAUCAUCAUCAUCAUCAUCAUCAUCACAGAAGCAGGUAUGCUGGUGAUCAGGGUUCUGCUGUGUGUGUCGCUGGUCUGUUCUGAGAUCAGUCUGUCUGAUGAUCAGUGGAUGGCCUGGAAAUCUCAACACAACAAGGCCUACAGAAACUCAAGAGAGGAGCGUCACAGGAGAGGCGUCUGGGAGCAGAAUCUUCUGGAUAUCAUGAAACAUAACGAGGAGACGGCCGUCGGUCUGCACUCGUACACACUGGGACUGAACCAGCUCAGCGACAUGACUGCAGAUGAGGUCAAUCAGUGGAAUGGUUUACUGGAGGAAGAUGUUCUCGGGGUCAACAUGACGUUCCCUCCUCCAUCACAGCAUCCUCUUCCUCCGCGGGUCGACUGGACGGAGCACGGGAUGGUCAGCCCCGUCCAGAACCAGGGCCCGUGUGGCUCGUGCUGGGCGUUCAGUGCCGUCGGUGCUCUGGAGGGUCAGAUGAAGAGGAGAACCGGUUCUCUGGUCCCCUUGAGUCCGCAGAACCUGAUGGACUGCAGUGUGAGUCUGGGGAACCGCGGCUGCAGAGGAGGAUAUCUGAGCCGAGCCUUUCUCUACGUCAUCCAGAACCACGGCAUCGACUCCAACACCUUCUACCCGUAUGAACACAAGCAGGGUACGUGUCGAUACUCUGUGACGGGAAGAGCUGGAUAUUGCUCAGGUUUCCGGAUUCUUCCACGUCACAAUGAGGCGGCGCUGCAGUAUGCCGUUGCUAACAUUGGACCCGUGUCCGUCGGUAUCAACGCCAAACUUGCUUCCUUCCACAAAUACAGAAGUGGAAUCUACAGCGAUCCGAAGUGCAGCUCUUUGCUGAUCAAUCAUGCGGUUCUAGUUGUGGGAUACGGCUCAGAAAAUGGACAAGACUACUGGCUGGUGAAAAACAGCUGGGGAACGGCGUGGGGUGAAAACGGCUUCAUCCGCAUGGCACGAAAUAAAAACAUGUGUGGGAUAUCCAGCUUUUCCAUUUACCCCACCAUCUCAUCGCCCGCACCUGAGCUUCCUGUCUGAGACACUGGAGACGUCUUUAGUUUCUCAAACUCACAAAAGCAAAGAACGUUCGUUUAAGAUGUGAACUGUGAUUGAUCUCAUUGGAAAUAAAGUUGAUACUGCUUUAAUUUAGAAAUUAGGGGGAAGAGAAUUCUCAAUAAAAAAUUUUUUUUUAAUGUUAAUAUAAUUAAUUUAAACAUUGAAAUUAGAGAUCCGUUGUAUUUUUUAUUUAGCAAAAAAGAGAACACCA
Messenger RNA from Carassius auratus (goldfish), 1454 nucleotides. Its product is annotated as cathepsin L1-like. The transcript is spliced from 8 exons. Gene Ontology annotation, biological process: proteolysis. Gene Ontology annotation, molecular function: cysteine-type peptidase activity. The record is from RefSeq and is a predicted model, not a curated record. Lineage: Eukaryota; Metazoa; Chordata; Actinopteri; Cypriniformes; Cyprinidae. Bases 221 to 1225 code for a protein of 334 amino acids.